Pungitius pungitius (ninespine stickleback) is the source of this 1687-nucleotide messenger RNA. It is a transcript of the gene mad2l2, whose product is annotated as mitotic arrest deficient 2 like 2. The coding region runs from base 330 to 962 and encodes 210 amino acids. The transcript has 8 exons. The record is from RefSeq and is a predicted model, not a curated record. Gene Ontology annotation, cellular component: zeta DNA polymerase complex. Lineage: Eukaryota; Metazoa; Chordata; Actinopteri; Perciformes; Gasterosteidae.
CAAUGCGCCAACGAGCUUCGGAUACGCUUAGGUGACGGCGGAAAAGCCGCGUUUUCGUUUUAUGAAUUUGACCAUGUCCUCUGGUCGUUUAGAAGUAUGCCUCUGGCGUUUUGAUAUUUCCCCGUAGAUGUUUUUGCAAACGGACGUUUUAAUCCUCCCCUUCCAUUAGUUGUCAUCGUCAAUCCGAGCAGCGACAAAAGAAGGAUAGCAACUCAAAUCAGCCCGAAGAUAAUGAACGCCUGACAGACAACCGCGUUGCUAACGUUAGCUGGCUUCACAAUUAACGUUAGCUGUUUGUUUCGCCUGACAGUUUACUGGAUAGAUAAAACAUGACGACUUUAACAAGGCAGGAUCUCAAUUUUGGACAAGUGGUUGCUGACAUCCUGUGUGAGUUCCUGGAGGUCGCCAUUCAUCUCAUCCUGUAUGUCCGUGAAGUUUAUCCCUCGGGAAUAUUUCAGAAGAGAAAGAAAUACAAUGUCCCCGUGCAGAUGUCAUGUCAUCCAGAGCUAAAUCAAUAUAUCCAAGAUACACUGCAUUGUGUAAAGCCCCUCAUUGAGAAGAAUGACGCAGAGAAGGUUGCUGUGGUCAUCAUGGACAAGGAGCAUCAUCCAGUAGAAAGAUUUGUAUUUGAGAUUUCCCAACCUCCACUACUGUCCAUCAGCUCGGACACAUUACUGUCCCACGUGGAGCAGCUGCUGAGGGCGUUCAUCCUGAAGAUCAGUGUGUGUGACGCUGUUUUAAAUAAUAACCCUCCAGGGUGUUCGUUUACAGUACUGGUACAUACUAGAGAUGCUGCUACGCGCAACAUGGAGAAGGUUCAAGUGAUCAAGGAUUUCCCAUGGAUAGUUGCUGAUGAGCAGGAGGUGCACAUGCAGGAGCCUAGACUCAUCCCACUGAAGACCAUGACAUCUGACAUAGUUAAAAUGCAGCUCUACGUGGAAGAGAGAGCCCAGAAAACGUAGGCCUUUGAAAAGUAUCAUCAGCAAAGUAUAUCAGAGCUACCUAAAACCGUGAAAAGAAACAAACAAACAAUGGUAUCAUGAAGACUGAGAGAGUGGGUGAGAUGUGCACGCUGAGCUGCAGCUAGCGCUUAGGGUUGGACGGAUGAAACACACAUUAGGAAUCAAAUGUGGCUCAUGUAGUUUUUACCCAGCCGGUGAUUUGAUUGAAUGCCAUAAAAAUAUGCACGUUGUAAUUGCCAUGUAUCGUGUUGGAUUACUUUAUCGUCCAUGCAGAACUUUAUUAGAACAGUAUGAGAAGAACUUACCAAUACAAUAUAUUUACAGAUCACAGGUGUCAUUAACCGUUAAAUGAGGCUUCACUAUAAAACAGAUUCAUUGUUUCUCUUCUUGGGGAAGUUGCUUUGUAGAGGUGGUCUUUUCUUCUCCACAUCGAAGUCACACAUGAUGAUUUUUUCCCCCAUUGUAACGUCAGUGAGUGAUGGCAGGUGUCCUUCAUGGUGUCUACGAUGUUAUUGGUCAGGGAUGCGUGAGGAGAGUUUUAGGGUGGGCUCGUAUGAAGUAAAGAGGGAUGUUGGUGAGUUUAUCCUAAAUUAAAAUGUUUUAUGUUGUGACAAAGGAACCUUUAAACUGCUUAUAACUAUGUGAAAAGUAAAAAUGUGAUUAAAAGUUUUUCCAAGUACAACCACUGUAAAUCUCUGUUAGUGUGUAAUAAAGCAAAAACUUGA